UUCGCGAACGACGCCACGCUGUGCAGAUACCUCCGCGCCAGGGACUGGAACCUGAAGAGGGCGAUGAAGAUGCUCAAGGCCUCGCUGCAGUGGCGCAAGGUGGCCCGCCCCGAGUUCAUCACCUGGGACGACGUGAAGAAGGAGGGCGAGGAGGGCAAGCAGUACCUCGCCGGCAGGGACAGGCACGGCCGAGCGGUGCUCAUUGCUCGGCCGGGUCGCGACGGCGGCAGAGAGCAGGCUUCGCACGUUCGCUUCCUCAUCUACACCCUGGAGCACGCCACGUGGAGCGACACCGCGGAGGAGGACCUGCCGUUGGGCGCGCACGCGGAGCACACUGGCGAGAAGCUCGUCGUGUUGAUCAACUUCACCGGCUGGACGCUGGCGACGGCGCCGCCGAUGAAGACGGCGCGGGAGACGCUCGCCAUCUUGCAGGAGCACUACCCCGAGCGACUGGCGGUGGCGGUGUGCUACAACCCGCCGUGGAUCUUCGCCGUGUUCUGGAAGGCGAUAUCGCCGUUCAUCGACCCGAACACCUACCGCAAGAUCCGGUUCGUCAACCCCAAGCGGGAGAAGGAGGUGCGGCGGAUGCGGCAGAUGUUUGACAUGUCGUGCGUCGACGAGGACCUGGGCGGCGACAGGUCAAACGCGUUCGACGCGCGCGCGUUCGGGGACAAGAUGCGGGUGUUCGACGCGAGGAAGGCGGCGGUGCUCAAGGCGAAGGCGAUGAGGUGA
Molecule: messenger RNA, 732 nt
Organism: Micromonas commoda
Lineage: Eukaryota; Viridiplantae; Chlorophyta; Mamiellophyceae; Mamiellales; Mamiellaceae
Exons: 2
Molecular function (GO): phosphatidylinositol transfer activity
Source: RefSeq, a predicted model, not a curated record